AUGUCGUUCUUCGGCCUCGGAAGACUUGUCUACGUGACAAUCCUCCUCAUAAACUCCAUGGCAAUCCUCUCCGAAGAUCGCUUUCUAGCAAGAAUCGGAUUCGGCCGCACACAAGCAGACCCUGCCUUCGGCGCUUCAUACGACAGCACAAGCGUCAAAGCAAAGAUUAUAAACCUGAUUGCUAGUGUGAGGACGGUAGCGCGGAUACCCCUGAUCGUUAUCAACACGAUAGUCAUCAUCUACGAACUCAUCCUCGGAUGA
Molecule: messenger RNA, 261 nt
Organism: Aspergillus calidoustus
Lineage: Eukaryota; Fungi; Ascomycota; Eurotiomycetes; Eurotiales; Aspergillaceae
Source: the annotation of a GenBank genome assembly